CCCCUCCCGUAGCCAUGAAAUCCCGGCGGGACAAGCUGAACAUCCCGGCCCUGACCUUGGAUUUGUCGCCAAGUAGCCAGAGCCUGACUCUGCUGAGCCCCUGCAGCCCUGCUAGCCCCUCCAGCCCAUUACAGACUCUGCACCCCUGGAGCUGCCGCAGUGGCAACAGGAAGAGCCUGGUGGUGGGGACGCCCUCACCCACCCUCUCCCGACCUCUGUCCCCACUUUCCGUGCCAACAGCUGGCAGCAGCCCCUUGGACAGUCCCCGGAACUUCUCGGCCAGCACGACUGUGAACUUCCCCUUCGCUCGAAGCCAUGGGCCUCGGACUGACAGCCCAGCUGCCGACCUUCUGCAAGCUGUUUGUUCUUCCAGGGCCGAUGGCCGGAGAUGGUCACUUGCUUCCCUCCCCUCCUCUGGGUAUGGGACCAACACACCUAGCUCCACUGUUUCGUCCUCCUCAUCCUCCCGAGAACGGCUGCACCAGCUGCCAUACCAGCCAACACCAGACGAGCUCCACUUUCUUUCCAAGCACUUUCGAAGCUCAGAGAGCAUCGUGGAUGAGGAUGGGGGCCGCCGCUCGCCCUGCAUGCGGCCUCGCUCCCGCAGCCUCAGCCCCGGGCGAACCUCAGGAGCCUUUGACAGUGACAUUGUCAUGAUGAAUCACGUGUACAAGGAGCGAUUCCCCAAGGCCACUGCGCAGAUGGAGGAACGGCUGCAGGACAUCAUCACCACCUUCUCCCCGUCAAACACGCUGGCCCUGGCUGACGGCGUCCUGAGCUUCAUUCACCACCAGAUAGUGGAGCUGGCUCGGGACUGCCUGGCCAAGGCUCGGGAGGACCUGGUCACCUCCCGCUAUUUCUUAGAGCUCCAGGAAAAGCUAGAGAAGAUGCUACAGGAUGCCCACGAGCGCUCAGAGAGCCAGGAGGUCACCUUCAUUGGCCAGCUUGUUCGAAAGCUCCUAAUUGUCAUCUCACGCCCGGCUCGUCUCUUGGAAUGCCUGGAAUUUGAUCCUGAAGAGUUCUACCACCUCCUGGAAGCGGCGGAAGGACAUGCCCGCGUGGGUCAGGGCAUCAAGACAGACAUUCCUCGGUACAUCAUUGGUCAGCUGGGCCUCACCAAGGACCCUCUAGAGGAGAUGGGGCAGCUGGAUCCUCUGGAUGCCGGCUCCUCGACUGCACCUGAGGCCGGAGACACUCCAGAGAACCGUUCUCUCCCCGUCCCCUCCCGGAGGAAACCGUGCGAGAGCGACUUUGAGACCAUCAAGCUGAUCAGCAAUGGGGCAUAUGGGGCCGUGCACCUGGUCCGGCACCGGGAGACCCGCCAGCGUUUCGCUAUCAAAAAAAUCAACAAGCAGAACUUAGUGCUCCGGAACCAAAUCCAGCAAGUGUUUGUGGAGCGGGACAUCCUCACCUUCGCUGAAAACCCCUUUGUCGUCAGCAUGUUCUGCUCCUUUGAGACCCGCAGGCACCUCUGCAUGGUCAUGGAGUACGUGGAAGGCGGGGACUGCGCCACACUGCUGAAGAAUAUGGGCCCCCUGCCAGUGGACAUGGCCCGCAUGUAUUUUGCGGAGACCGUCCUGGCUUUGGAGUAUCUACACAACUACGGCAUCGUGCACCGGGACCUCAAGCCAGACAACCUCUUGAUCACGUCCUUGGGCCACAUCAAGCUAACAGACUUCGGGUUGUCCAAGAUUGGACUGAUGAGCAUGACCACAAAUCUGUAUGAGGGCCACAUUGAGAAGGACGCCCGCGAGUUUGUGGACAAGCAGGUCUGCGGGACCCCUGAGUACAUUGCGCCUGAAGUGAUCUUCCGACAAGGCUAUGGGAAGCCAGUGGACUGGUGGGCCAUGGGCGUCAUCCUCUAUGAAUUUCUUGUGGGCUGUGUCCCGUUCUUUGGCGACACCCCCGAGGAACUCUUCGGCCAGGUUGUCAGUGAUGACAUCAUCUGGCCAGAUGGAGAUGAGGCACUGCCUGCGGACGCUCAGGACCUGAUCACAAAGUUGCUGAGGCAGAGUCCCCUGGACCGAUUAGGCACUGGUGGUGCCUUCGAGGUGAAGCAGCACCCCUUUUUCCACAACCUCGACUGGACGGGUCUCCUACGGCAAAAGGCAGAAUUCAUCCCACAGCUGGAGGCGGAAGAUGACACUAGCUACUUUGACACUCGCUCGGAACGGUACCGCCACCUGGGCUCUGAGGACGACGAGACAAACGAUGAGGAGUCCUCUACCGAAAUCCCCCAGUUCUCUUCCUGCUCACACCGGUUCAGUAAGGUUUAUAGCAGCUCGGAAUUCCUGGCUGUCCAGUCAAACCUGAGCUUUGCCGAGAGAAGCUACAGUGAGGACAAGGAAGAGAAGUCAGAGAAGUGGGAUCGGGGCUCAGGAGAGGAAGAGAAGAGCCGCCCUCUAAGCACAGAAGUCAGGCUGAGGUCCUGGACGUCCUCUGGCUCCCUGCGGCACUCCUCCUCCUCCUCCUCCCAACCUGAGCGGAGCCAGAGCCCCUCGUCCCUGAGCACCACCUACAGCCUGGACCCCAUGCCCAAGUUCGCCUUCUCCUCCGAGGACGAAGGCUCUAGCCAGGGACCUUCGAAACCAGAGAGGCCAAUUUUUGUGUUGGGAGAACCUGAGGAGCCAGUGAAAGAAACAACCGAAGUAUCUGCCCUCACAGGCGACGGUUCAAGCCUCAGCCAAGUCCGAUUACGGAGCAACAGCACAGGAGCGAAGAACUCCACACCUCGGGGCCUGGAAGGCGGGGUGAGCCGGCGCCUCAGCGGCCAGAAGGAAACACCCGAGAAGCAGAAGAUGUCCCCCGGCGGGGGCCGGGUGCCCAAAUCAGCCUCAGUCUCAGCCCUCUCCCUCGUCAUCACUUCAGAUGACUGCAGUAGUGGCGCCCUCAUGAGUCCCAUCUCCCCCCAUUCCCUCUCCUCCAACCCCUCGUCCCGGGACUCCUCUCCGAGCCGAGACUCCUCCAUUGGCAUCACCAACCUACGGCCGCCCAUCAUCAUCCACAGCUCCGGCAAGAAGUUUGGCUUCAGCCUGAGGGCCAUUCGUGUCUACAUGGGCGAUAGCGAUGUCUACACAGUGCACCAUGUGGUCUGGAGCGUGGAGGAGGGCAGCCCUGCUCAUGAAGCUGGACUGCGGGCAGGAGACCUCAUCACGCACAUCAAUGGAGAGUCAGUGCUUGGAUUGGUUCACAUGGACGUCGUGGAGCUGCUGCUGAAGAGCAACAACAAGAUCUCCCUUAGAACCACCGCCCUGGAGAACACCUCCAUCAAGGUUGGCCCAGCCCGGAAACACAGCAACAAAGGCCGGAUGGCCCGACGGAGCAAGAAGAGCAGGAAGCGGGAGAGUCAGGACAGGAGGAAGUCUCUCUUUAAAAAGAUCUCCAAGCAGUCAACGAUGCUGCACACAAGUCGGAGUUUCUCCUCUGGGCUCCACCACUCCCUGUCUUCCAGUGAGAGCCUUCCCGGCUCUCCUACCCACAGUCUGUCCCCCGGACCAACCACCCCCUGCCGCAGCCCUGCUCCUGAUGCCCCGCCAGAUACAGCAUCUCCACAGAGCACUUCGCCCUCCUCCAGCACUCCCACCUCCCCAGCGGGCCACAUCCGUCCCAGCUCCCUGCACGGGCUGGCGUCCAAACUGGGGCCCCCACGAUAUAAAGUUGGUCGCCGGAAGUCAACAAGCAGUAUCCCUCCCUCCCCACUGGCCUGUACUCCCUCCCCAGGACCCCAGCCCCCAUCACCGCAGAGGUCUCCAUCUCCUUUACCAGGUUACCCCAAAAACCUCUAUGCCUUCCAGGGUAAGACCUUGUCCCCACCGAUGAUCACCAGGCAGACGUCCCGGCCACGGAGUGCCGAGACCCCCCGAUCUCCUCUCCUGAAGCGAGGGCAGUCUGCUGACAAAAUUGUCCCCUCCUUGGUGGAGAAGAAGCCAUUGGGGGGACGUAAACUCACCCUUGAAAUGCCAGCAGGAGAUGGGGAUGGCCCCGAGGAAACGUCUGUCCAGGCCUUCGCAGGGGCUGGUAGCAGUAGUCCUGGAGACCAUGGCCGGGCUGGCUACACAGGCACUGCAAGCCGGGGGAGAGACUGGGCUGGAGACCGCCACGAGCGGGACCAGGAAGUGGUGGUCAUGCGGCGCCUGAACCUCUCAGAGCGCCGAGACUCCUUCAAAAAACAAGAGGCGGUUCAGGAGGUGAGCUUCGACGAAGCCGAGCCCGCCGGCCUAGGGGACGAGGGCUCCUGCAGGCAGGAGGGCCAGGCGGAGCCGAGGGAGCCGAGGCCAGGGGCACAUGAGCAGAAGCCCCCACCCGUCCCCCAGAUUGCCGUGCAGGGCUCAGAGGGCGAGGUGCACGAGCCAGGCUCAGCAGAGUGGGAAUGUCAGGGCUCUUAUCCACCCCUCCAGCUGCUGGCCAAGGUCUACACCGAGCAGACGGACGGGACCAAGGCAGUUGAGUACAAGAGUCUCUCGUCCCAGCGGCGGAACAGCAGGGACCUCCGGGACUUGAGCUCGGGGCAGCAGCCCCCCAGGGUGGGCCGAACCCUUCGGGGGCCCCUGCAGGCUGCCAAGUCCCUGCCCAUCCUUCAGCUCUCGGGAGGCCAGGAGCGGGCAGGACCUGACUCUCGAGCUCCCAGAGCGAGUCCACGAGAUGGAGCAGGUCCAGCAAAGAAGAAAGAUGGGGACCGGCGCUAGAAGCCAUGCCGGCGGUGGGAAGUCACUGGAAGAGGUGCCCGCGAGGCUCCCCCCACCCCCACCCAUCCCACCCACUCUGCAUCUGCCUCUCAGAUCUGAGUCAAGUUGAUGCAUGCGUCCUCGUGACGGGGUGCGGGAGAAAGGAAACUCACCACCUUCCAAAAGCCGCGAACCUCAGGAAGAGCAAGCCUUUGGGAUGUGCCCGUUUGGAAAAGAUAAAAAGCAGAAAACGCCAGACCCAGUGCACGGAAACCACGGACUUGAACAAGAACCACCACGAGUUUUCUUUUUUUUUUUCUACGAACUGGAAAGAAGUCUCCUUAUUUUUGUAGCGUGCAGGUGCCGUGGGUGAGAGAAGGCCUUUCCUCAGCCGGUCAGGCCCUUUUGUAAAUAGCCACAGAGGCAGA
Molecule: messenger RNA, 5092 nt
Organism: Trichosurus vulpecula (common brushtail)
Lineage: Eukaryota; Metazoa; Chordata; Mammalia; Diprotodontia; Phalangeridae
Gene: MAST3
Product: microtubule associated serine/threonine kinase 3
Exons: 28
Coding region: 15-4685 (1556 amino acids)
Biological process (GO): peptidyl-serine phosphorylation; intracellular signal transduction
Molecular function (GO): magnesium ion binding; ATP binding; protein serine/threonine kinase activity
Source: RefSeq, a predicted model, not a curated record